UGCGACAGCUGAAAACUCCGCUCUCUGACGCUCUCCCUCUCGCUCCAUGGCGCUCGCUGUUAGCUGUUGAGAGCGCCAUUAUGCUAUCGGCGAGAUACAUUUGGCUACAAGCACAUCAGUUGCCGAUAAAACGCCAAGCUGUUUCCACGCUCCACGCUGCGCCAAUAAAUCACACGCAUUCCACGACGAAACAUCAAUGUAAUUUUCUUCGCUAUUUCAGCAGCAGCAACAGCAACAACAACAUCAGAAGUAACUAACAACAAAACGAAAGCAUUCCGGAACGGGAUAAAACACAGUUAGCUCUACGCCCAAGUUGUUCCAGAGCUUUCCAAAAUGUGCCGCUGUUUGCAGAACUGCCUGGAAGAUUGUUACUGGAACUGCUUUGAGGAGCGAUUCUGCUAUGAUGAAUCAAUCGCCAACUAUAAUGCCGAAGAGGAUGAGGAGUAUUUGGCCUCCCAGAAGCGUGGCACCAUCAUUGGACGCGUUCAGCCCACGGUGCAAGACAACAAUCAUCUAUUGACAGUUCCACAACCCAUUUGCGACCAGCCACUGGGCCUAAUGAGCGCCAAAAUUCAUGAGGAGGAUUAUCGGCGCGUGACACAAACGAAUGUGCCGAUGCUAGGACCGGAGAUAUUGGCAGUGUUUGCCAACUCGCAGAUCUUCCAGGAUCAUCAGCCAACCAAGCUAAAUCGCAUCAGCACAAAGACAUUCUUGGCCGGCGUCCAUUCGCCCAACAAAGAGGCGCCGACCACGCCGCGACUCAGCGAACAGGAGCGCCUCUUGCGACGUCUCGAAGCUGGUCUACAGGCCGAUGCCACCGACUCCACAAAGGCCGAGCCAAGCGCCGAGGAAGCACCAUCGCCCGAGAAACGGAUCACGUUCACAUUGGCCCCGUCGGAGUCCUCGCCGGAGGGCAGUCAGUCACUGGCGCCGAAAAAGUUCGAGCCCAUUGCCGAGGAAGAAAAGGAGGAUGAGAAGGAUAUGGACGAGGUGAUCUUGAGACCGCAUCUCAUCGAUCGCCGUCCCCAUCUGUUGCCCAGCACGAGCAGCCUCUCGUCCACGCCCAAGCGGACGCUUCGCGCGGCCAAAAGCGUACCGCACAUGUUUAUGGCGGACAGUGAUACGGACAUAUUCGCCAUCACGGGUACUGGCAGCCAGAUCAGCAUGACGCCGGAGGUGCCCUCCAUAUCCUUCAGCAAUCUGCCGAAGAACUACGAGGACACGCCGACCAUAGAAAAGUAUCGCGUAUCGCAGAGUCUCUACUCCAUACAGAAUGCAAAUGCGGCUCGUGCCUUACAGGAUGAUUACUCCAUGCCGCGUUACUUCCGACGCUCUAAUAUGCCCCUAGCUCAAAGCACCGAAAUUCUGCCCAGCAGUACGUCGCUGGCCUCCAUCUCGGCAUCAGUGGGCUCGACAUCCUCCUCCAAGGGCGAGCUGCGCCGGCUUGAGCAGCCCAAGAGCAAACGCCUCCAAAUGCUGCGUGGCAAUCUGCCGCCGCUACUCAUCCAUUCCGUGUCCUUCAAGCGCAAUCGGGAGGAAGGCAAACAAGUCGAUUAGAACUCUCUGCAUCUAAUAAUAUUACUUAUCUUGACUUCGACGUGGUUAAGCCAGGCACAAUG
Messenger RNA from Drosophila navojoa, 1619 nucleotides. RefSeq lists its product as uncharacterized. The record is from RefSeq and is a predicted model, not a curated record. NCBI's taxonomy places the organism in Eukaryota, Metazoa, Arthropoda, Insecta, Diptera, Drosophilidae.